AUGCCCAGUCUCUGGGGGUUCAUUCUUGCCAUCUUAGGGACAAUCUUGGUUCUCAGCAUGAUUGUUCUGCUUUGUUACCAACUGGUACAGAAGAGGCGUCGGGAGAGGCUGCAACGGAGGAUUGAGUCUGGAGAGGCAGACAUGGAGAUGCUGGGUCUGCACCUCAUGAAAGUCCCACAGGAGAUCUUGGAUACACUGCCGAUAUACACAUAUCCGGAUUGGAGCGCAUUGGGUGACACCCCCGAGUCCAACGACAAGAGUUCCUUACGGUCCAAAGAAGUCCAAGAAUACACGGAGGAAAAGGAGAAAACACUCACAAAUCCCGACGCCAUCACAGCGGACGGGGUACGGGAUGACAAGCAAGAAAGCCAAGAAAAAGAAGAGCCGGGAGACGAACAAUCAUCGGGCGAUGCCAACAACUCCCCCAGCGCGCCGUCCCGUUCGUCGUCAAUCAGCACCUGUGCCAAAGGCCGCCCUCCCAAGCUCAAGAGGCUGAGCCAUUCGCAGACCACAUGUGCCAUCUGCCUCGAGGACUUCGUCCCGCAUGAUUCUACUGUCCGCGAGCUCACCUGCAGUCAUAUUUUCCACGUCGAGUGCAUCGAUGCGUCGCUGACGCGGAAUAGCUGUCUAUGUCCGAUGUGCAAGAAAAGCGUUUUUCCGCCAGGGUACUACCCGGUGCCCAUCACCAAUAGGGUAGUCCAUCGAGAUUUCAUGAUGCGGAGGGCGAAUUCGGCUUGA
Molecule: messenger RNA, 738 nt
Organism: Aspergillus oryzae RIB40
Lineage: Eukaryota; Fungi; Ascomycota; Eurotiomycetes; Eurotiales; Aspergillaceae
Exons: 1
Coding region: 1-738 (245 amino acids)
Source: RefSeq, a predicted model, not a curated record